AUGGGGCUCCCCGCGCUGGAAUUCAGCGACUGCUGCCUCGACAGCCCGCACUUCCGAGACACGCUCAAGUCGCACGAAGCGGAGCUGGACAAGACCAACAAGUUCAUCAAGGAGCUGCUCAAGGACGGCAAGACGCUCGUCAGCGCGCUCAAGAAUUUGUCUUCAGCAAAGAGGAAAUUUGCAGAUUCCUUAAAUGAAUUUAAAUUCCAGUGCAUAGGAGAUGCGGAGACAGAUGAUGAAAUGUGUAUCGCAAGGUCUUUGCAGGAGUUCGCCACUGUCCUCAGGAAUCUUGAGGAUGAACGGAUACGGAUGAUUGAAAAUGCCAGUGACGUGCUCAUCACGCCCUUGGAGAAAUUUCGAAAGGAGCAGAUUGGGGCUGCUAAGGAAGCCAAGAAGAAGUAUGAUAAGGAGACAGAGAAGUACUGUGGCAUCCUAGACAAACACUUGAAUUUGUCCUCCAAAAAGAAAGAAUCUCAACUCCAAGAGGCUGAUAGUCAAGUGGACCUGGUCCGGCAGCAUUUCUAUGAAGUAUCCUUGGAGUAUGUCUUUAAGGUGCAGGAAGUCCAAGAGAGAAAAAUGUUUGAGUUCGUGGAGCCACUGUUAGCAUUUCUGCAAGGACUCUUCACUUUCUAUCACCAUGGUUAUGAACUGGCCAAGGACUUCAGUGACUUCAAGACCCAGCUGACCAUCAGCAUUCAGAAUACAAGAAACCGCUUCGAAGGCACCAGAUCAGAAGUGGAAUCACUGAUGAAAAAGAUGAAGGAGAAUCCUCUUGACCACAAGACUAUCAGUCCCUACUCCAUGGAAGGGUAUCUCUAUGUUCAAGAGAAACGUCACUUUGGAACUUCCUGGGUGAAGCACUACUGUACUUAUCAGCGAGAUUCCAAACAAAUCACCAUGGUACCUUUCGACCAAAAAUCAGGAGGAAAGGGGGGAGAAGAUGAAUCCGUCACUCUCAAAUCCUGCACACGGCGGAAAACAGACUCGAUUGAGAAGAGAUUUUGCUUUGAUGUAGAAGCGGUGGACAGGCCAGGGGUUAUCACCAUGCAGGCCAUGUCUGAAGAGGACCGAAGACUUUGGAUGGAAGCCAUGGAUGGUCGAGAACCUGUCUACAACUCGAACAAAGACAGUCAGAGUGAAGGGACUGCACAGUUGGACAGCAUUGGCUUCAACAUAAUCAAGAAGUGCAUCCACGCCGUGGAAACCAGAGGGAUCAAUGAACAAGGACUCUACCGCAUUGUAGGGGUUAAUUCCAGAGUGCAGAAGCUGCUGAGUAUUCUGAUGGACCCCAAAACAGCUUCUGAAACAGAAACGGAUAUCUGUGCAGAAUGGGAGAUCAAGACCAUCACUAGUGCUUUGAAGACAUACCUCAGAAUGCUUCCAGGACCACUCAUGAUGUACCAGUUUCAAAGAAGUUUCAUCAAAGCGGCAAAAUUGGAGAACCAGGAAUCUCGGGUCUCUGAAAUCCACACCCUUGUUCAUCGACUACCAGAGAAAAAUAGGCAGAUGUUACAGCUGCUCAUGAACCACUUGGCAAAUGUUGCUAACAACCACAAGCAGAAUUUGAUGACAGUGGCCAACCUUGGUGUGGUGUUUGGACCUACCUUGCUGCGGCCCCAGGAAGAAACAGUAGCAGCCAUCAUGGAUAUCAAAUUUCAGAACAUUGUCAUUGAGAUCCUCAUUGAAAAUCAUGAAAAGAUCUUUAAUACCGUGCCUGAGAUGCCUCUCAGCAGUACCCAGCUGCACCUGUCCCGGAAGAAGAGCAAUGACUCCAAGCCCCCAUCUUGCAGCGAGAGGCCCCUGACACUUUUCCACACUGUGCAGUCCACAGAGAAACAAGAACAAAGGAACAGCAUUAUCAACUCCAGCUUAGAAUCAGUCAUCUCCUCGAAUGCAAACAGCAUCCUUAACUCCAGCAGCAGCCUACCACCCAACAUGAACUCUAGUGACCCAGACCUGGAUGUUCUCAAACCUACUCGACCCAACUCACUCCCCCCGAAUCCAAGCCCAACUUCACCCCUCUCACCAUCCUGGCCCAUGUUCUCGGCGCCAUCCAGCCCUAUGCCCACCUCAUCCACGUCCAGCGACUCAUCCCCCAUCAGCACUCCAUUCCGGAAGGCUAAAGCCUUGUAUGCCUGCAAAGCUGAACACGACUCCGAGCUCUCGUUCACGGCAGGCACAAUCUUCGAAAAUGUUCACCCGUCUCAGGAGCCUGGCUGGCUGGAGGGAACUCUGAACGGAAAGACUGGUCUCAUCCCAGAGAACUAUGUGGAGUUCCUCUAACCCAGGGCCCCAACAUAACUGCUGAGAAGUCCAUGACAACUGCUGAUUCCAGUGUUGGAGACCAUUUAUCCUUGGCACUGAGAAAUGGAUGGUGACUGACUCUCUGCUGCUACUUGUCUACACAAAUGUCCCUGUGAACUCCAGUGCCACCCAGCCCCAUAAGCAUCUCAGCUGAAACUCAGUCAUGCCACCUGAAACAGAAGCAGACCAGCAGAAGGCUCACCGAUUUUGAUAACCCAAGCCAAAGGCUGACAACUUGGAUUCUCUCUUGUAGGACCCAAACCAGAAACAGUCCUUUUGUUUCAAUAGUCAUUCAAACCCCUAACCUUCUGCAAAAAAGUUAAGAAAUGAGUAGGCCCCACGAACCAUGCAGUGUGAAGAGGUCUGACAGGGUUGGGCAGUGACUCAGAGCCCUAUAUGCACAGCUCUUGUUUACAGUAGACAUGCUCUCUCCCCGCCUCUGCAGGUUUGAGACUCACAGUACUACCUACAGGCAGCAGGCUUGUAUGUUUGCAUGCAGACUGGAGAGGGGUUAUGGCACUGUUUACAUCCCUUCCAAUCUCUCACCAUCUCUGAAGCAGCUAUUGGCCCAGAAUCAGCAAGGUUCAGCCCAGUGCUCUCAUGCAAGGGAACAUCCACACCCCACAUUCCCCCGCCUUCAAGCUAGAAACUUCUCUGCCACCAAGCUCUGCAUCACCCCAUCACCAUGGCAACACAACCUACUCACAAACCAAACCAAAAAAUAACAUGCUCGCUUUGCAUACCUCUCUCUCUCUCUCUC
Messenger RNA from Suncus etruscus (white-toothed pygmy shrew), 3064 nucleotides. RefSeq names its product Rho GTPase activating protein 26 (gene ARHGAP26). The transcript has 23 exons. Gene Ontology annotation, cellular component: cytoplasm. The record is from RefSeq and is a predicted model, not a curated record. NCBI's taxonomy places the organism in Eukaryota, Metazoa, Chordata, Mammalia, Eulipotyphla, Soricidae. Gene Ontology annotation, molecular function: protein binding; GTPase activator activity. Gene Ontology annotation, biological process: signal transduction. Bases 1 to 2283 code for a protein of 760 amino acids.